AUGGCCUCCUCCGAAUCGAUAGCAUCGUCUUCCGACUAUUCCGUCGACACCCCCGCAUCGACUGCCGACUCGUUUGUCAUGGCAGACCCGGCGGCCGUGAACACGCUCUCGCCGCAGGAGGCCCGGUUCGAGAGGGGCGACGUCGGCGACGAGGACGACGAGGACGACAACCAGAGCGAGCUCGACUCGCUGCCGUCCAUCUCGACCGGCAUUCUCAGUCCGUCCGAUGCCGGUUCGGACUCGCUGUCGGAUGCCCAGCGGGAAUGGGAGGCCAGCCUGGAGCAGCUGCAGCUGAUGCUGACCAUGGUGCUGGUGCCGUUCGUCGGCAAGUUCCUGGGCCGCAAGUUUGCCUAUUGGAGCUGGGCACGAUACAUGGAGUGGGUCCACGACGUCGAGAUCCGGUGGACAAACAAGAAGGCUUUUGCAGUCGCCGGGGCUGUCGAGGCUGCAGCGACGCUAUGA
Messenger RNA from Grosmannia clavigera kw1407, 462 nucleotides. RefSeq lists its product as uncharacterized. NCBI's taxonomy places the organism in Eukaryota, Fungi, Ascomycota, Sordariomycetes, Ophiostomatales, Ophiostomataceae. Gene Ontology annotation, biological process: mitochondrial outer membrane translocase complex assembly; protein insertion into mitochondrial outer membrane. Gene Ontology annotation, cellular component: mitochondrial outer membrane. The transcript has 2 exons. Bases 1 to 462 code for a protein of 153 amino acids. The record is from RefSeq and is a predicted model, not a curated record.